GGUUAUGGUAACCUUGUAUCCAUCGAAUUCUCAAGAACCCCCGGCCAAAACCAAAAUUAUUAGCACCGGUAGCUAUAAAUCACCAAAUUUAGCCUGAAAUUCUGUUUUAACGCUUCUCCUUACAGCACUUGAGAUCUUGUUUCCCAUAAAGGGUCACUACAAAUCGGAUCAAAUCUAGACAAAGUUUAUCCCUUUUUCCUCUUCUGGGGUUUUCUCGAUUGAGUGACAUAGUGAAUUAGUUCAUCAUGAGGAAGAGAGAGAGGGAAAACCCAUGUGGUAUUUGUGGGCAUUAUCACAAGUACGAGGAAGGGGAGCCUUGUGGGGUUUGUGGUCAUCGAAUGCCUGCUGUAUCUGAUAAGGGUUCUUCAAUUCAAGUCAGUGCUUUUCCUUCUGAGAUCUUGCCAGAGUUUCUCUUCUUGGGCAGCUAUGAUAAUGCUUCUCGGGCUGAGCUUCUUAAGACUCAAGGGAUUUCUCGUGUUCUCAAUACUGUACCUGCUUGUCAAAAUCUAUAUAAAAAUUCCUUUACUUAUCACUGCCUUCAAGAUGAUCAAGAUUUGCACUUUGACGAUGCUAUCCAAUUCUUAGAACAAUGUGAAAAGGAUAGGGCUCGUGUUCUUGUACAUUGUAUGUCAGGGAAAAGCAGGUCAGCUGCCAUUGUAAUUGCUUACCUGAUGAAAAGCAAAGGCUGGAAAUUUGCACAGAGCUAUCAGUGGGUGAAAGAUCGGAGGCCUUCUAUUGACCUUAAUCAAGGGGUUUACCAACAACUGCAGGAAUAUGAGCAGAAGAUCUUUGGGUCACUGGAGAACAAGUCUGCAUCUGUCAUGCCAGUCUUCUCUUCUCCUGUGGCGCCAUCCUUCAGCUUUAACUACCCAAAGCCUAGUGAUUCAGUUCAAAUUCCAGCCUUCAACAGUUCUGCUGCGACAUCAAUUUUCACUCGUCCUGUUUUUGGCGUUCCUCCACAGGAAUUCACCUUCGGAUCUGCUCAUAAUCAACGGAGUGCCUCAGAUAUCCAUUUGAAUUCAAACCAAAAUCCAAAUAGUAGCGACAUUGCUAUGGAUGGUUCGUAAUUUAUACUAUCUGCCUUUUUGCCUUUUGUGGAAUCCUCAACUUGAAUGAUCGUUUAUUACACAAGUCACUUGGCUGAGUUCUUCAUGAUUACAAGUA
Messenger RNA from Solanum dulcamara, 1164 nucleotides. RefSeq names its product protein-tyrosine-phosphatase IBR5-like. Gene Ontology annotation, biological process: abscisic acid-activated signaling pathway; auxin-activated signaling pathway; protein dephosphorylation. NCBI's taxonomy places the organism in Eukaryota, Viridiplantae, Streptophyta, Magnoliopsida, Solanales, Solanaceae. The record is from RefSeq and is a predicted model, not a curated record. Bases 246 to 1067 code for a protein of 273 amino acids. Gene Ontology annotation, cellular component: nucleus. The transcript has 5 exons. Gene Ontology annotation, molecular function: MAP kinase phosphatase activity; protein tyrosine/serine/threonine phosphatase activity.